GGCGGUGUGGUCCCAGAAACCGACUUAAAGGUUCAAACUUCAAAGGAAAGUAGCUAUGCUAUGCUAUGCUAUGCUAUGCUUACCAAAUCAAGUACUGUAUAAAUAAAUACUACACACACCCUUGUCUCGCAGGUGAAAUUCGCGCUGUCGAAAUGACUUCCAACACCACUUCUGGAAAUGUUUGCUCACCACCGAUGCAGUCCACAUCUAAUGGUGUAUUUCAAGGAGAUAACCCUCUUGAUUUUGCACUUCCCUUGGCUAUUUUGCAGAUAUGCCUUGUUCUUGUAGUCACAAGGGGAUUGGCUUAUCUUCUAAAACCUUUAAGGCAACCGCGAGUUAUUGCAGAGAUUGUUGGAGGAAUACUACUCGGGCCAUCAGCUCUUGGACGGAAUAAAAGCUAUCUGCAUGCAGUUUUCCCACCCAAGAGUCUUACAGUAUUAGAUACUCUAGCAAACCUUGGCCUUAUAUUCUUUCUAUUUUUAGCCGGCAUAGAGUUAGAUCCUAAAUCUCUGCGAAAAACUGGAGGUCGAGUCCUUGCAAUUGCUAUUGCCGGAAUAAGCUUACCGUUUGCACUAGGAAUUGGUUCAUCAUUUGUACUGCAAGCAACGAUUGCUAAAGGUGUAAAUACUUCUGCGUUUCUCGUAUAUAUGGGAGUUGCUCUGUCUAUAACUGCGUUUCCUGUAUUAGCCCGUAUUUUGGCCGAGUUAAAACUUCUAACCACUGGUGUCGGCAGAAUGGCUAUGUCGGCUGCAGCGGUUAAUGAUGUAGCAGCCUGGGUUCUUCUUGCUCUGGCUGUUGCCUUAUCAGGCAAUAGCCAAUCUCCAUUUGUGUCAUUGUGGGUUUUCCUAAGUGGGUGUGGUUUUGUCGUUUGUUCAAUCCUCAUUGCCCUUCCAAUUUUCAAAUGGAUGGCACAACAGUGCCAUGAAGGUGAGCCAGUCAAUGAGUUAUACAUAUGUGCUACAUUAGCUGCUGUUCUGGCUGCUGGGUUUGUCACUGAUACUAUUGGAAUUCAUGCCAUGUUUGGCGCAUUCGUUUUUGGAAUUUUGAUUCCAAAAGAUGGACCAUUUGCUGGUGCUCUCGUGGAGAAAAUAGAGGAUCUUGUGUCUGGUCUCUUGCUCCCACUCUAUUUUGUGUCUAGUGGAUUGAAAACCGACGUAGCCACCAUUCAGGGGCUGCAAUCAUGGGGUCUUCUAGUUUUCGUUACAUUUACAGCUUGUUUUGGGAAGAUUGUUGGAACUAUUGUAGUCUCUCUUUUAUGUAAAGUGCCUUUUAAUGAGUCUUUAGUGCUUGGAUUCUUGAUGAACAGUAAAGGCUUGGUCGAACUAAUUGUCCUCAACAUCGGUAAAGAUAGAAAGGUUUUGAAUGAUCAAACCUUUGCAAUCAUGGUUCUUAUGGCUCUCUUUACUACCUUCAUGACCACUCCUCUUGUGCUGGCUGCGUAUAAGAGGAAGGCAAGAAAAUCUGAUUACAAAUACAGAACAAUCGAAAGGAAAAAUGCAGACAGCCAACUGAGGAUUCUUGCCUGUUUCCAUGGUUCAAGGAAUAUUCCGUCAAUGAUAAAUUUGAUUGAGACUUCAAGAGGAAUCAGGAAGCAUGACGCACUUCGUGUGUAUGCUAUGCACCUUAAAGAAUUUUGCGAGAGGUCCUCAUCAAUAUUAAUGGUACAGAAGGUUAGAGAAAAUGGGUUGCCGUUUUGGAAUAAAGGUCGCUGUGGAGAUUCUGUCCAUGUUCUUGUGGCGUUUGAGGCUUACCAGAAACUAAGCCAAGUGUAUAUCCGGCCAAUGAUAGCAAUCUCCUCAAUAGCUAACAUUCAUGAAGACAUAUGUGCAACUGCUGAAAGAAAGAGAGCUGCAAUCAUCAUUCUCCCAUUUCAUAUGCAACAUAGAUUAGAUGGUUCAGUAGAUAUUAUAAGAAAUGAUUUUCGAUAUGUAAACAAAAGGGUACUUGAGCAUGCACCAUGCUCAGUUGGAAUUUUUGUUGAUCGCGGGCUUGGUGGUAGAUGUCAUGUGCCUGCAAGUAAUGUUUCCGUUUGCAUUGCUGUUCUUUUCUUUGGUGGUGGUGAUGACCGCGAAGCUCUUGCUUAUGCAGCUCGUAUGGCCGAGCACCCUGGAAUACGAUUAGUGGUUACUCGCUUCUUAGUGGAGCCUAAUAUUGCAGGUGAGAUUACGACAGUUGACAUUGGAGACUCUUCUAGCAGUAAUUCAAUCUCAGAGGAUGAGGAAUUCCUUGCGGAAUUUAAGCUGAAAACAGAAAGUGAUGACUCCAUUAUCUACGAAGAAAAAAUAGUAAAAGAUGCUAUAGAAACAGUCGCUACUAUACGCAAGUUUAAUUCCUGCAAUCUGUUUCUUGUUGGUAUAAGGCCAACCGGUCAAUUGGUCUGUGCUCUGGAAAGAAGCGAGUGCUCGGAACUAGGACCUAUUGGGGGCUUGUUGGCAUCCCAAGAUUUCCCCACAACAGCAUCAGUUUUGGUGAUGCAACAGUAUCCCAAUCGAGUACCAACAAAUUCUGGCUCAGAAAUGGAGGAACAUUCACCUUAUGUAGACACAGAAUCUUCUUAACGAUUCUGUGCUAUUAUUGCUGCGGAGUGCACAAGAGUGGAUUGUUCUACGGAAGGGAAUAAAGUAUUCUAACCUGCAUUGUACCCAACUCGCGACACAAAUAAGAAAGUUUAUUUGACUAAAAUAUGUUAGGUGUCCAACAUGUUUUUCUACUCAACUAAAUAAAUAUAAGUCAUGUAUAUUUUUUGUUGUUAUGAUUAUUGUAUUUGAUUUUUAUCAUUGAUCAUGAGAUUUUCCUGUCUACUUAAAAGCUUAGUUUUGUUGGUUUAUAUAAAUAACUUGGUUUGAUGGUACAUUUAGAGGUAUGUUUGUGAUAGGUCUUUUAACAAGUUUCUAGUCACAGCAACAAUAUUGUUAGGCAUUUGGGAAUCUAGUUGGAUUUGAUCACACUCUCACACUUGUAGUUAUUAGGGAACAUAGCCAGAUAUCUUUGGUAAAACUGGUGUAACAAUGGUGUAGGGGGUUUCCAAACUGAUGCAGCCAUAAAUCCUAUGAACAGGUUACAGUAAGCUUUCUUUCUUCCAUGUCAAAGCUAGGAAUAGUUACUAAAGUUGAUGCAUUUCUUUUUAGUAUAUUUGUAAAGUUGUGCAUACUCAUAUGUAAUUGAAUCCAUAAUGCAAAAAAAUGCCAUCUCAUAAUUACUAUUUCCC
Messenger RNA from Trifolium pratense (red clover), 3208 nucleotides. Its product is annotated as cation/H(+) antiporter 18-like. Gene Ontology annotation, molecular function: antiporter activity. The coding region runs from base 66 to 2558 and encodes 830 amino acids. The transcript has 4 exons. Gene Ontology annotation, biological process: proton transmembrane transport; regulation of pH. NCBI's taxonomy places the organism in Eukaryota, Viridiplantae, Streptophyta, Magnoliopsida, Fabales, Fabaceae. The record is from RefSeq and is a predicted model, not a curated record. Gene Ontology annotation, cellular component: endomembrane system; membrane.